This is a messenger RNA of Mus pahari (shrew mouse), 606 nucleotides long. RefSeq names its product Fc receptor-like protein 6. NCBI's taxonomy places the organism in Eukaryota, Metazoa, Chordata, Mammalia, Rodentia, Muridae. The record is from RefSeq and is a predicted model, not a curated record. The coding region runs from base 1 to 606 and encodes 201 amino acids. The transcript has 6 exons.
AUGCAACAGAUCUGGUGUAAAAAGGACUUAUUGGGGAAAGACACUUCCAUGGCUGAAGCUCAAGGUGAGUCACCAGUUGCAGGGGUCUGGUGGGACAGCANGGUNCUNCUCAUGAAACCUGGAGUUCCUGUAUCCCAUCUUGUGCUCACUCUGCAACAUGAAGCCACUAACCUUGCUGUAGGAGACAAGGUGGAGUUCCUCUGUGAGGCCCAGCAGGGAUCCCUUCCAAUCUUUUACUCAUUCUACAUUGAUGGAGAAAUCCUAAGGAAACCCCUGGCUCCCUCUGGCAGAGCUGCCUCCCUCCUCACCUCAGUAAAGGCAGAGUGGAGUGCCAAGAACUAUUCCUGUGAAGCUAAAAACAGCAUCUCCAGAGAAAUAAGUGAGCCCAAGAAGUUCCCCUUGGUUGUUUCAGGUACUACCUGGAUCAAGAGCAACACACUAACUAUCUGGCUACCUGCAAGCCUGCUUGGAGGGAUGGUCAUGGUGGCUGUGGUUCUAAUGUAUUUCUUCAAACCCUGUAAAAAGCAUGCCAGACCUGACACACCCAUCCCAGAAGACCCAGACAGUCCUCUCUAUGCAUCGGUGGAUAACAGAAGAUAUAGAUGA